AUGUCUAAGAAAGACGAUUUGACAAGAGUUAGUGCAAAGGAUGAUGAUCCUGUUAGAAAAUUAUGUGUACGAUUUAAUAAAGAUUACAUUCAUACUAGAGAUUUUAAAGAUGCAGUAGCUUAUUUGCAAUUAAGAGGGAAUGGAUGUCCUAGGAAAGAAGCGAUUCUAUUUGCAGCAAAAAAUAAUUGUAGAGUUGAUACCACAAAAAUAAUAGAUGGGCCUAGAAAUUACAGGACUCUUUAAGUAUAGCAAGUACCAACAUACAUGGUUUCAGAAGGCUGGUUAUAUGGAUAAUAAGACUACUUCUUUGGGUCCUGUUUCCCAUCCAGAUACUCAGAAACAUAUUUAGAUUAUUAAAUGAAUAAUAAACUCGAAGAAAAUUUUGAUGAAUAGGAGGUAAAAAUGAGGAAGGAGUAUAAGGAAAUGAUACAUCGUAUGAAGAAUUAUGUAAAAUAAGUCAAUCAAAAAUAUAACUUUAGUAAUGAAUAAGGAGAAUAGCUGAUAGAUAUGGUAAAAAAGAUUGUAAAAGGAAUGAAGAGCGAACUAGAAAAUAGAUAAUAUUUUGUUAUGAAUAAUAUCCGCUACUAUGACGCUGCAGAAGCGAUUAUGAAAAAGAGAAUGCUAAGUGAGGAGGAUAAAAAUAUUUUAAUAGAAAAGCUGAAUGUUUUUAAUAAUUACGAAAACGAAGAAGACCUAUAAUAAGUGCAAAUUAUUAAAGUUAAUGAUGAUGAACAAAAUGAAGAUAACAGCCCUAUGAAAAAUCCAUUUUUUGUUGGCAUGUUCAAUAAUUAGACUUAGAAAGCUGCUACUACUUCUUAAUAAAAACAAAAAUUUUAUUCAAAUGGACAAAGCCAAAACAAUAAUACUAACAUUUCAUAUGCUCACUAGCUAAAGAAUUUAGAGUGUGCUACUAAUCUACUAGAAGAAUUUGAGAAAGGAGAAGGAGAAGAUAUGCCAAAUGGGCCUCAAGGUAAAUUUGAUCGAAGCUAUGCUAAUUAAAAAAAGAAGAGACAAGAAUAAAUGAAAUAAAAUUUGCACUUAGUUCGUGCAGAGAAUUAAGCUGGUUUAGAAGGUCAGUUCAAUUAAUAAAAGUAUUUCUACUCAAAAUAAGAAAAUACUUUCAUAAAUUUAAGGAAAGAAUAAAAGGUGAAAGAUGAUUUGUAAAACGCCGUAUUUGACAUCUAUAAACCUAACUAUGAAGACGGCUAUUACAGAUAUAUUGAUAACAUCAGCAUGCUUAACUAGUAUGUAAGUUAACCAAAGGACUCUAAAUAUAAUUCAUAAGAUUAUGGUAAUAUAAAUUAAAGCACUGAAGAUAAUCACUAAGAAAAAGAUCAGCUGAUUGACAUGGAUGUUAUAAGGCUGAUGAAAGAAAAAUAAGAUAUUUACCAAAAAAAUUUUAGGGAAAAGAUAUCUUCGUAAGCAGUACUGCACAGGCUAAAGAACUAAAGGCAAAAUUAAACACAAGUUCACUUUAGAUAGACAUAGAGCAGCAGUACGAGAAGCAGAGAGAGAGAAAAGAAAACAAAUUUCAAUGUUAUUAAUCCAUUUAGCUAAACAAAUUAAUUCAAAAACAACACAUCCGGAUUACAUAAUUCCAUUUUUGGCUUAAAAAAGCAUUCUAGCAAUCUAUCUCUUAUGAAUUUAAGUGCAAGCAAAUUAAAGUAUUCAAAUAGUACCAAUCAUUUGUUAAAUAAAUUCACAACAACUCCUUCAACAACAAUAGCCACUUCUAAUAAUCUUCACUACAAAUAGCAGCCUCCACAAUCUUCUGUCCAGGCAGCAAGUUCUUCAAAUUAGUUAAACCAAAAUAAAAGAUAUGGUCUUGAAAAAUAAAGUAGCAAAAUAUCACCUUUAAGUCAGGGAAUUUAGGAUUAAAAACCAAAAAGCCGAAGAUUGAUUUUGAGAAAUUUUAAUAAUGAAGAGUAGCAAUCUCAAAUGAAGAAAGAAAUAUUACCAAACAGAACUGUAACUUGGAGCGUAGGUGGAGAGUAGCAAAAUUAAUUCUAGUAAGGAUCAAAUAGCUAAUCUAUGUUAUAGUAAUCUGAUGUGCUAUAAGAUCAUACUGCCGCCUACAAUAAACGUAAGUAAGAUGAUAUUAGCCAAAGAAGCAACUCUCAGUCUUUAGUUUCUAAUAUAAGAAAUACUUCUUCGAUUAAUGUCAGUCCUCUGUAAAACUCACCGGCAAAUAAAUUGGCUUAAUAAUACUAUUACUAAGGUGCAAACAAUAAAGCAGAAAAAAAUCGUUUAACACAGAAAGAAUAGCUUUUUUAAUCUGUGGGAAAUCACUAGAAAAAAAUUUCAGUAAUAAAUGAAUCUGGAUUUGCUUCGAAUACUAUUUAGUCGACUAAUAUUAGUUCAAAAGCUGGAGUAGCAACUAAUUUUAAUAUUGAUUUUACCCCAAAGUCUCUUAAUGUUUUUAAGUAAUGA
Messenger RNA from Tetrahymena thermophila SB210, 2430 nucleotides. RefSeq lists its product as hypothetical. The record is from RefSeq and is a predicted model, not a curated record. The transcript is spliced from 2 exons. Lineage: Eukaryota; Ciliophora; Oligohymenophorea; Hymenostomatida; Tetrahymenidae.